AUGAAAUCUGAGAUGGAGUCCAUGUACUCUAAUCAAGUCUGGGAACUUGUAGAACCACCUGAAGGGAAUUGUGUAGGUAUGUUGAAUUCUGUCAAAGAUUGGCUGUCCCAACGUUUUGAUAUGAAGGAUUUGGGAGAGGCUGCUCAUAUUCUUAGGAUUAAGCUUAUGCGAGAUCGCAAGAAAAGGAUGAUUGGCUUAUCUCAAGCACUUUUUAUUGAUACCAUUCUUGCUCGUUUCAGCAUGCAGGAUUCCAAGAAGGAUGUAAACAGACCUGAUAUCUGUUUUGCUGUUGGCAUGGUUAGCAGAUUUCAAUCUAAUCCUGGGCGAGAACACUGGACUGCAGUCAAGCAUAUUAUCAAGUACUUGAAAAGGACUAGGGAUUAUAGGUUAGUUUAUCAAUCUGACGAUCUUGUACCCAUUGGGUAUACAGAUUCGGAUUUUCAGACUGAUAAGGACUCUCGGAAGUCAACCUCUGGUAAUGCUUUUGUCUUGGGAGGUGGAGCCAUAAGUUGGAGGAGUAUUAAGCAAACUUGUGUUGCUGACUCCACCAUGGAAGUUGAAUAUGUGGCAGCUUCUGAAGCUGCAAAGGAAGCUGUAUGGCUUAGGAACUUCCUUAUGGAUCUAGGCGUAGUUUCUUCAGUGCAAUUGCCAAUCACCUAUUAUACUUUGCUGUGA
Molecule: messenger RNA, 675 nt
Organism: Jatropha curcas
Lineage: Eukaryota; Viridiplantae; Streptophyta; Magnoliopsida; Malpighiales; Euphorbiaceae
Source: RefSeq, a predicted model, not a curated record